GUAGAAGAUCUGAAGAACUGUUGAAGUACAUCAUCAGAAUGCUGAAAGAUCGCGGGGGAAAGUGUUUGAGAGAACGAACGGGAUAGCCAAGCGGGACAUAAUAUGCAGUUUCUUUUCGAUGAUCAUCAAUAACUGCAUGGCUUGCGUCGUCACGGAUUCUGGGGACUUUGUGAGAGAACCUUAGAUAUCUCUAAUAUAGUUUGAGAUGAGAUUCCAUCAGCAUGCCUAAUCAGGUUUCAUCGGUGGUGGUGACUUCCAUUCCUCCACCUCCUCCUCCCCCCGUUCUCUCCAGGUGGUUGGAUAACUUUUUGGCCGGUGAUGAGGAGGUAAAUGGGCUCCCGGAAAAAGACACCUCCUUCUUCGGAAUAUUAGCCAAGUGUUACUGGGGCUUUCCCGUUGUUGUCUGUGUCAUUGAGUUGGUAAUCUUUAUAUUGAUGGGAGCUACGGUCAUUUUGCUACAUGGUUUGCCUACUUUUGAUGAUGCAUCAAAGGGUGUUGAAGCCAGAGGAACCUUUAUUCACGAUCGUCUCAUCGCCUUUGAAAAUCUUUUAAACGAGACAGAAGUGUUUUCUGUAAUCCCAAAUGGAGUAGACAUCACAAUGGAUGAAUCAAACCUUCAGUCAUUACCAUCCGUUAACGAAACAAGGACAGAAGGCACCAUUAAUUUCUGUGGAACUCCAGAUAUAAAAGGAUUCCGGAUGGUUUUCAAGUCUUCAUCAUCCAACCUCCCCAACCUCCUCUCAAGUGAACAUCUAAUAUCCAUGUGCCGUCAAGAUGACGUCAUUGUUCGGAACUCAUCUCACUUUCAAGCAUCUUGUAAGAGAGACACUUCAGGAGCCUGCUGUGCAACAUGGUCUCUCGCCAACUAUAUCGCCAACAUGAACAACAGGGGAUCUUGCCUUGAUGUAACAGAUGAUGAUGUCGGUCGCACGAAAGCUCUUCUUCGACGAUGCGCUCCUUUCUACGGUUCUGGCGAUCUUCAACCCGGUUGCAGUGAAGAUAAGAAUUGCUCAUCUCGGGUACCUGCUGAAUGUCUUGGAUAUGAUGAUGCAGCAUAUUUCAUCUUCUAUGUUCUCACUCCUGGAAUGUUCCCAUCAUCUCUGAACACCGACGAAGCUGAUUUAAACCUGAUGCUUCAUCUGUAUCCCUUGAGCGCUGAUGCAGAUGAAGUCAAGUCAAUCUAUCUGGAGAACAUCUACAACCAGGACCUGGAUGAUGGAAUUACCAUGGUAACAGGGAUUGGCGUGGACACCAGGAAGGUUAAAUUAAGCACCUACUCCAAUGCGCUGCGUGGAGAUUUCAUCUAUGUUGGUAUAGGAUGCACACUCAUUGUAGCAAUCAUCUGGAUCUAUAUGGAGUCACUGCUUACAUCCAUCCUGGUCCUCUUGCAGAUGGCGCUGUCGCUUAUGCUUGGAUAUUUCUUUCACUUUGUUGUUUUUCGCUUCGCCUUCUUCCCGUUCAUGUCACUCCUGGCGGUGAUCCUUGUGAUGGCAGUAGGUGCGGAUGAUGCCUUCAUCUUCAUGGACAUCUGGAGGAAGAACCUACAGGUAUCACCUGAUGAAUCCUGCGUGAAGGUCUUGAAGAUAUCCCUCGAGGAAGCGACAUUCACCAUGUUCGUCACAAGCUUUACCAAUGCUGCUGCUCUCUUUGUGACCGCUGUUAGUGCUGUUACAACUGUACGUCUCUUUUCAAUCUACUCUGGAAUGGUGAUCUUAACAAACUUUGUUCUUACAGUCAUCUGGCUCCCGCCUGCAAUCAUGGUGUCUGAGAAGUACAUCCAUAAAAGAAAAUAUGGAACAAGAACGUCUUCUGCAAGACACAAAGUAGUAUAUGCCAAGACAAAAAGAAUACUAGGUAAUAUCAUUUAUUCUAUCUUUAACGUUCAUCUGCCCAAGUUUGUGCUUAGAUUUCGUUUUGUGUGGCUAAUUGUAUUUCCCGUCCUCUUUGGUGGGUCAUUAGUUGUAGUUUUCUUCGCGCCAGGAUUAUCUCUUCCAUCCAGUGGGGAUAUACAAAUUUACACACCAACGCAUCCUAUUGAAAGAUAUGAUCAAGUUCUUAAAUUGAAAUUUGACUUUGAAAGUGCCAGUGUUAACAAACUUCCAGUCAUCUUUGUUUGGGGCAUUAUUCCACUAGACAAUGGUGAUCUAUGGAAUCCUGAUGACAGGGGUCAAGUACUGUUAGAUAAACCACUGACCCUUUCACAGGAGGACAGUCAACAGUGGCUUUCAAACUUUUGUAAGGAGGUGCGUCUACAAAGCUUUUAUCAAAUACCUUCAAUGGUCAAAGAAGACUGUUUUAUUGAAGCCUUCAAGAGAUUUAUGGAACAACCAUGUGAUGCUACAGGUACAGAUGACCGAAGACAUAAGUGCUGUAGCCAGACAGACUUUCCCUUCCUCUCAGACCUCUUUGAUGAGUGUCUUCCAAAUUUUAUUGCAGAUCGUUGCAAGAGAUAUCCCUGCGACAUGCCUAUUCCAGGUCUACGCUUUGGACGGAACAACUCAAUCAGUGCUCUUUACUUGCAGUUUGAAAGUUCUGUUCUUGAAAGGUUUGAGUUUCAAGAGACAAAUGAGUUCUGGAACAAUGCCACGUCCUGGAUGAGAGACCAGCUAACAUCAGCUCCUGAGGGACUCCGUAACGGUUGGUUUGUGACCAUCAGUGAUAAGCAGCCUUACUUUCUGGACAACACUCUGAGCUUUGCCAGAGGAGCCCGUACCUCUCUGGCCUUGUCCGUCUCAAUCGCUGCAGGAGUGGUCCUUCUAACCAGUCGAAACAUCAUUCUUGUCCUGUUCAUCAUAUUGUCCAUUGGAGGUGCAGUGAUCACCGCACUUGCUGCUCUUGUCUUUGCUGGCUGGGAGCUCAAUGUCUUUGAAUCAUCGAUGAUGGCACUUAUUGUUGGCCUGACGGUAGACUUUACUUUGCAUUACGGUGUAGCGUACCUUCAUUGUCCUGAGGAUGAUCGCAAAUCUCGAAGUCACUACUCCAUCUCCACAUUCUCUCGAGCAAACUCUAUGGCAGCACUAUCAAGUUUCAUUGCAGGAUCACUCAUGUUACCUGCUGAUGUUAUCAUCUUUAACCAACUUGGUCUUGCUCUUCAAAUUAUCAUGGUCUGUAGCUGGGCUACCGGGACUUUCUUCUUUAUUUCGCUCUGCCGCACGGUCGGCCCGGAGAAACGUCAAGGACAGUUGUCAUCUUGCUUUAAAAAAAGCAAUGGGAUUGAAAUUAAUUCUGUUAUUUGAAAGAAGCAUUAUUUGAAAAAGUGUUUUUAUGGUUGGAAAUGAUGGAAUGUCAUGGAUGUGUGGAGGCCAAGACCAUUACAUUGCUGAGUACUGUUCAUAAAUUGUGCUAUUUUGUUACAUCUUAAAUAGGAUGACCAAUAAAUGUUGGCCCGACUGUUUAGCAAUUUCUUAUUCAAACGAACUACAGGAAGAGCACAUAACUAAACAGAUUAUACAUGUGUAUGCAGGCAUAGACCCAAUAAGAACAUUUUUUUUCAUCUUCUAAGUAUGAAAUAUCACUGUAAAUACUAAAGAAAUAUAGAAUUAAUAUAAGAGACCAGUUUAUAUUUGUUAAUUUCGAUUAUUCUCAUAUUCAACCAAUUACCACGUUAUACAAAUAAACUACAGGAAGAGCAUUUAACUAAGCAGAUUAUAUACAUGUAUGCAGGCAUAGACCCCAAUAAGAAAACAUGUUCAUAUAUUUUGCAGUUUCAUUAAGUUUUAUUCAAUAUCCAGAAAUAAAGAUGAAUUAAUAUCAGAUAUAAAUAUAUAUCAUAAUCAUAAAGAGAAGAAUCUUAUCAAAACAUGUGACCUUUUUCUUCUUUCCAAUGUCAUAAUUAUUUUAAUGAGCAAAAAUUGUUGAAUAGGGAAUAAUCAAAGCACUGUUAUACCAAUUCUGUUGUUGUACCAUGAAAACUAUCAAUAUCCUUUAUCUAUGUAUUGAUUGCAUUUCACUACUUGCAAUACUUUCUUGCAAUCAUUUAACACUUGUUGAGAAAUGUAAUAAUAAGUGAAAUCACUAUGUUGCCAAUAUAGAU
Messenger RNA from Lytechinus pictus (painted urchin), 4033 nucleotides. Its product is annotated as protein dispatched homolog 1-like. NCBI's taxonomy places the organism in Eukaryota, Metazoa, Echinodermata, Echinoidea, Temnopleuroida, Toxopneustidae. The transcript is spliced from 4 exons. The record is from RefSeq and is a predicted model, not a curated record. Gene Ontology annotation, molecular function: transmembrane transporter activity. Gene Ontology annotation, cellular component: membrane. Gene Ontology annotation, biological process: smoothened signaling pathway. The coding region runs from base 222 to 3236 and encodes 1004 amino acids.